GUGGAUCUUUCCGUCACUUCCUCUGGCAAGUCUGUAAAGAGCUGCAGAGCUCCUCACUCUCCCUCCUCCUGUUGUGCCCCAGCUCAGCAGUCAACAAGAAUAAGGGGAAGUACAUCCUGACACCCAGCCCCAUCACCUACGCCGAGGAGCAGCUCUUCCACUUCUUCGGGCAGCUCUUGGGCAUUGCCAUCCGAGCAGACGUCCCCCUGCCCCUUGACCUGCUGCCCUCCUUCUGGAAGACCCUGGUGGGGGAGCCCCUGGAUCCUGACGUGGAUCUCCAGGAAGCUGACAUCCUCACCUACAACUACGUCAAAAAGUUUGAAAACAUCAAUGACGAGACAGAACUGGAAGCUCUGUGUGCAGAAAUCGCUUCUCAGCACCUAGCAACAGAGAGCCCUGACUGUCCCAACAAGCCAUGCUGCAAGUUCACCUACCUGACCAUGACAGGGGAGGAAGUGGAGCUCUGUCCCAGAGGCAGGCACGUUCCAGUGGGGUGGGAGAACAAGGACGUGUAUGCAGCAGCCAUCAGGAGCCUGAGGAUGCGGGAGCUGCAGAGCCCAGAGUGCAUGACCGCCGUGCGCGCCGGGCUCGGCUCCAUCAUCCCCCUGCAGCUCCUGACCACGCUGACCCCGCUGGAGAUGGAGCUGAGGACGUGUGGCCUUCCCUACAUCAACCUGGAGUUCCUCAAGGCACACACCAUGUACCAGGUGGGCCUGAUGGAGACCGACCAGCACAUCGAGUUCUUCUGGAGCGCCCUGGAGAUGUUCACUCAGGAGGAGCUCUGCAAGUUCAUCAAGUUUGCCUGCAACCAGGAGCGAAUCCCCUUCACCUGCCCCUGCAAAGACGGGGGCCCCGACACCGCCCACGUGCCGCCCUACCCCAUGAAGAUCGCACCCCCUGUGGUGCUCCCCUCCCUCACAGGCUCCCCGGACUCGCGGUACAUCCGCGUGGAGACGUGCAUGUUCAUGGUGAAGCUCCCUCAGUACUCCUCGCUGGACACCAUGCUGGAGAAGCUCCGCUACGCCAUCCACUACCGGGAGGACCCGCUCAGCGGCUGGGGGGGCCCCCCCCCCCCCCUCCCCAG
This is a messenger RNA of Merops nubicus (carmine bee-eater), 1084 nucleotides long. RefSeq names its product probable E3 ubiquitin-protein ligase HECTD4. The record is from RefSeq and is a predicted model, not a curated record. Gene Ontology annotation, molecular function: ubiquitin-protein transferase activity. The annotation marks the transcript as partial. Lineage: Eukaryota; Metazoa; Chordata; Aves; Coraciiformes; Meropidae. The transcript is spliced from 6 exons.